AUGGGUAGCAUCAGCAGCAAUGAUCAGAUCGAAUAUCUCUUUCAUCACCUGUUCCUGCCUCCAAAGUUACCAGGCGGUGAUGAUAUGAGUGCCCCGAAUACUAUCUUCCUGGCGAAUUUUGUGCUGCAGACUCUGCAGCGCUUUGCUAUCGAGUUGGGAGAGAAGGACACGACGCUCGUCCAGCCUGUCAUUUCUAUGUUGCAAACUAUGCCAGUUGUGACGGGCCCGAAGGGACUUGACCACGUUGGCGUUCAGAAGGCUCUGCAAUGCCUUUCCUUUGACAACCCUGUCGCUCUUUUCCAUAUCGCUGCACAGAACGCAGGCUUGCUUAUUCGUAAAUCGAGCAACUCAUUCUGCUUCGAAACUUUUGAGCUGUCUCCUACCAAUGCAGCCGUCAUGGCCACUAAGGGUCGUCUGAUUCGUCAGUUUCCAGACACUGCAACGGAGAUAGCUUCAGAGGAUUUUGAGAACCAGGCAUUUCAGGAAGUCCUGGCCAAUACGCUUGUUAAAAUGUCCCACCAGAGGGUUUCUGAAGCUCAGCCCAAGGCCAGAAAAGCCGGAAAAGAUCAUCAUGAGGACCGAGAGACAACAGGUCCACGAAUCGUCACUGAGCUACUGACGAGUAUCCUCAGAGGUAUCGGAAAAUUGGCCAAGGUUAACGGCAUCUGCAAAAAUACUCGCGAAGAAAUCAGUUACAGCAGCAGUAACCUUCCAUGGAGAAGAUCUCCCGUCUGGCUCCUCAUCCGCGUCGGUCUACAGCUCACCAUGAGCCGCCUAUCAGGUGGAUCAGAUGAUAUCUAUAAACGAUUCAUGGUCUACCUGAUGGCGCAGGUGCUCCUUCGAGCAAACCAAGCCCUUGCUCCCAGCGAGAUGCUUCACAUCAUGAUGACUAAGAUCUCAUGCCGCCUCUGCAAGCUUGAAGGGCUGCGCAACGACAAGUGGCUUUCGACUGUCCGUGAUGUUGUUUCAGCAGCUUCGAAAAAUCUGAAGGAGAGAUGGGAACGAAUCUGUAAUCAUUCGGAGAAGCAGCUGGACAUCGCAUCCUUAUCUUUAAUUAAGAUGAAGGACCACCUCUUAUUCUCCAUUCCAGAGAUUGACAACUUCCUUGCAUCCAUUUCGCACCGCGGCAGUAAUAAUGACACCUCAACUUUCAGUCCGAUUGCCCACGUCUCAUGCUUGAAUGCCGAUAGCCUUCCAGUGGUUCGCACACCAAGUGAUGAUUCCUACGUCCAGUUCAAUCUCGCAAUGAUAGAGUCGUGGGUUCAAUACAACCUCAACCAAUGGAUCGAAAAGCAUCUUCAUGAGGAAUCAGUCUGCGCAUCACUUAAAGUCCUGCUUGAAAGCUAUCAUUCGGCUGCAAGAGCUUGUUACUCAACCCGCCCAGAAGCUGCAUCACGAAUGCUUCUGACGAUCGGCGAGAUCUGGAUAGCUACCGACAAAGCUACAUUGCAUAACUACCCCAUGCUCAGGGAAUACGAUGCCGAAGUACCCACUGAGAUCUGGCAAGCACUUUUGUUACAGUCAAAGGCAGAUAUGAUAAGACUCCAGCGUCUUGAAACAUAUCUCAUGGACCGCAAAAGGACACCAAGUAAGCCGUCCGUGUUCCGCUCUUUUGGCGACAGCAUGUCUUUUCCCGUGCGAUAUUUCCAACAGUCGCCAAUACUUCAAAGUAAGAAGGUUUCAAUCGAGGAGAGGGCUGAGUUGGAUAAACAAGCCAAGAUCAAGGAGUUCAAUCACCUCAAAGACAGAUACAACGACUUGAUGCAACAGUAUAACACCACAACAUGCCGAGAGAUUUAUCAAACCGUACUAGGCGUCAGGUAUCCGAUACAUGACCCCUGCUGCCACCGAUGUUCUUUGGCGGAUCAAGCGAGUAGUCUGCAGAUAAUGGUUCACGAGUGGCCGUUACCCACCAAGACUCUCGAAGCUCAGGCUACAGUCUUUGAACUCGGGAUCCCCCACCAAUUUGCAGAGUGGCGUGAUGUCACGUUUUAUUUCAUCCAUGAUGUGCUUUCUUUCAAAUCUUUUGGGGAACGCCCUGAUUCAUCUUAUCCGUUGGACUCGUACAGCGGUCUCUCCCCCUGGUACAACUCCGACAUGAGCCGAGUGCAUCUUCUAUCGGGAGCAAAGCCUCAUCUUCAAACUCAUCGCCGUCAUAAAUACAUCGCAGUCAGCGAAGUAUCCGAUGUCUACCUCGACAAUGGUCUAGUCUAUCGUUAUUUCGAUCGCGCCAGUGGCAGUUUCAUUUCCCCAUUCACCCAGUCAAUGGCCGUCUCUAACUUGUGUACGUUCAAACUUCCCGAGCGCGCUCAGGCCUUGCAACCUUUUCUCGUCCGCUCCUGGCUCCAGCCGGAUGGAGAGACUCCCAACCAGGUGAUAGCAAGUCAAUCUAAAUGCCCUAGAUACAUGACUUUAGGGGAAUACAAAGCCUUGACUAUCUUACCGUAUGGAUACCGUCUUCCGUGGAUGAGCAUAUUGACACAACUCGCUAUGCCCACGCUUGACUUCAACCAGGACGAGACAGCAAUCUUCUUACUUCAAGUGAGCCUGCAAGCUGGGCCAAUGUUGGCUUCUGAGGCCACUCGGGAAGCUCACACACGUCUCACUGACGUGGAGUUUGGUUGUCGGCUGUUGGAGACCCUCUCGCAGGCAGUUUCAAGGAUCGAAAAGAAUUGGGAGUCCCAUACGGCCUUGUGCUCUUUCACACUGUUGACAAUUCGGUUUCUGUCUCUGGCCAGCCCACAGCUGUCUCAGGAUAUCUUGGGGCUUUUAUGUCAUUGUCGCAGUAUCUCAUACCAGUGGUUAACGACUUUGAUCAGGAAAAUCCAGGAUACGGUUGAUGAUAUGCAAAGGAGGGAGCUUUUGGAGUCGGCCCUCAAUGUUGCUAUGAUAUGUGUACAAACGUUUCACGUUGACGAUAACCAGUUGGAGAAGAUCCUCAGAGACUCACAGCAGGCGUCUCUCCUGGUUGAAUCCUCUAUCAUCAUCCAAAACACCACUCUUGCCAACAACGAGACCCAAAGCCCAUUUCAAAGCAUCAUGGAGGACAGAACCAAAUACACUUUGCACCGCACACAGCGAUUCCUUGUCAACGAGGUCAUCUAUCGCGGCAAUUGGUGCCUCGAUCUGGCUAUAAAGCGAAGCUGGCCAGACUUCUCUCGUACCACAGAGUGGUCCACAGCCUCUUCUACAUGUUAUUGGCUUGAAACAAACUCUGGACGAAGACAAGUCCACCUUAACCUUCUGACGGGCGAACUACUGGUCAAUGGCGCCCCAUUAACUCGUCUACCUCGUGACUAUAAUAUGCACGAAGAUUAUGGGAGACUUUUUGGAUCCAUGAUCUUGGAUGUCAUGCCAAGUGAUGCACCAGGCAUGCGGUUCAGCGCAACCCGAGAUUUGCAAGACUAUACAGUUCACUUUGGCAUGCAAGAACAAGACCUUCUAGUGCAAUUACACAAACCUGGAUCAACGUUGGAUCUGAUUCCGUCCAGAUUGCUGAAAGGAACAGUCCCUUAUCAGUUUUCUGACAAUUUUUCUCAUUGGUACCAUCGCGAAACAAAAAGCAUAGAAUUCUGCAAAAUUCACAAGUCUUGGGCUUUGGAUGAUCAGAGAAACUGGCGCUUUAUACGAGAUGAGGGCCAUUGGAAACUGGGCCGUCAUGGUGGUACUUUUCUUGUUGCCCCCUCAAGCGAGUUGGCUACGCAAAUCGCAGAGAUCUUCAACCCUCUUGAAGCACCAUUGGGACUUCAUUUGGUUUACAGCACUGCCAAGUCGGAUACCGAGAUCCAAAUUCCAAGUCUGAGACUAGAGUUUCUUCUCAGAUCGGGGGAGUCAUUCAUCGAAUCCCGUCAGUUCCGUGACAUGCACGUUGAUCCGAAUCAAUCUAUAGGAACACUCAUGGGACUCAAAAGCAAACUCGUCUUAUCCAGCAGCAGGGAACCACCUAGCAGAACGAUCCUCAUACCCGAAGGCGAUGUUCAACAUGAGAUGCAUACAUUCAACCAUAUUGACAAACACACGAUGGUCAGGGUGGUCCAUGGUAGCGCACGUCGUGUACAGGCUUACAAGCUCGACGGCCUCCUUGGUCGACUUGUAGGUAGCACCAAGACUGAGAGCAAGCUCUACCUGGCAUACCUCCACGGCCUCACCUCGUUCUGUCUCCCGGACCCCUUCAUCGGGCGAACAGGAACUGAAGAAGCUUUGGAUAUAUUGCGAUCUGCUAUUGUCCGCGUUACCAGCAUCUUGACGGAAACUUCGUAUGGUAUCCUACACUCAAUCUCCACCUUAUCACCAAAGCGUUCCUUCUAUCCAAGGAAUGAAAAAGUUAUGCAAGUCGUCGGGUGGUCUUCCAGGUUGAGUUAUGUAUCCCAGGACGAUCGCUUCUACAGAGCCGUAUGCAAUUUACUUGCUGGGUCUCGUGAGAUCAGUUUUCUUCAUCCCAAGCGCGAAGUACCAGACUCUCCAGACUUCUCCUCAGUUCAUCUGGUUGAAAGGGCAAUUAACAGGGCUUCCCGGGGACACGUUGCUGGCUUCGGUGCCGAAGAGUUUACGACUCAGCACGAUGUCAGGUAUAACGCGAGGACUCAAGAAAUACCGUCAGAUCGAGGCAUCCGCGCUCAAGAGAUCGCUUACCGUAUUUACCACUCUCAGUGUUACAUUAUCGAGACAGUCGAUCCUUCUUUUGCUCAGGUCUUCUAUCAACUUCUCAGUUCGAGCAAAGUUUUCAACUCAAGUCAAAUACCACCCAAGAGCAUGAUGCAAUACGACUCGAAGUGGUUCCAAAAGCCAGAGAGCUUUCUUGCGUCAGACUGGUGUAAGAUACACUAUGCUUUCCACAGGAAGCAAGACUGGUUGAACAAAUUCGAACUGAUGGCUUGGAUGGCGACAGUGUCAUAUUCAAGUCACCACAACCCCCAAAUAACUCAGGCAUUAUUGAUGAUAGCCCAGUGCUCUUCAGUCCUCGAGGUACCUUUGCCGGAAGAAUAUUUGUAUGAUCUUUCAGAAGGAUGCACUGCUAUUGCCAAAGAGGUAAGGAGGUUAACAGAAAAUGAAGUCUAUCCUAUUGCCUCAUGUCCAGAAGCGUCACUCCCCUAUUCGCGAGGUGAAUCUCCCCAGCAGCUAGUAAAAAGACGCGAGAGGCGUUUCAAAGAAAACAAAAGACAUGUAGUUGAUACUUUUGUUGACCGUAUCAUCUCUCAGUGGCCUUGCCCGGCCCUGCGUACCCCGUCGGAGGGUACGGUCGACACUUACCUGAGAUGUAAGAAUGUGAUGGCGAGCUUGUAUCCCAAAUGGGAUUCGUGGUAUAUGAAUUGGAAGUUCAAGGAGUAUCUUCAAGAGAUCUCUGAUCGCCUAAGAGAGGUGCCAGUAAGAGGUCUAAAACUCGAGCCCCAACCCGAGAGGGUUACGAUUUCCCCACCGAGUCGGCGUACUGGAUUUAUAUCCAUCGAGGACUUGUUUUACACUGCAGUUCCACAGUCUACUUUUGGCCAGAUACCAAAGCCAGAUGUUUUGCUUCGAAUGACAAAGACGGACUCGAGGACUGUGAAAAAGCUGACCGAGGUCAUCAUCAGCCUCGAGAUUCAGGCAAAGUUGCCGUACGAGCAUCGCUAUCUGAACGAUCUGCGUCAAAGUCUCUUAAAUUUGAGCAAGCGGCACGACCAAGAACUAGAUUUAGACCAGCGUGCAAUCCUUCAUCCCCUGUUCAAACAAAACCUGGAGGAUUGCACGAAACACGCAAAGACGGUUUAUCAGUAUCUAUCACGAGCAAUCAUUGACAUCUUGACGCGAAAGCCUGGUGUCCAAGUGCUGGAAUCGGUGAAGCUUAUUCUCGAAGAUUCGAGCUACCUUCCUAGAGUUACACCGCUUCUAUUACUACAACAACUUCGGUCAUCACGUUUUUCUUGUCUGCCCGAAAGAUGGAAAGUGGCUAUUAUAGAGUACGCGACUGCCAUCUCUGCUACUCAGCGGGCCAAACGACUGGUACGGUUUGAAUCUAACCCUAUGUAUCUUCUCCGCGAGGUCCAGAACCCUGGGCAUGAGGCGUGGGAAGCCUGGGAUCACCCUGAGUGGUUGCUACUGGAAUGCGAGAGCGAGAUCAUGAUACGAAACGUGCAACAGCAAAUCGCCCAGAAGAUGAUCAACCCUCCAAAGGGCGAAAAUGCAGUUAUGCAGCUGAACAUGGGUGAGGGCAAAUCUACUGUUAUCGUCCCAAUGGUCGCUACGGCUCUUGCGGAUGGUUCAAAGAUAAUUCGUGUCAUCGUUGCCAAACCUCAAGCAAAGCAGAUGCAUCGGAUGCUUGUUUCAAAACUGUCUGGUCUACUCGAUCGCCCAGUUUACCUACUACCAUUCUCCAGAGACAUUCGUAUGAACACGCAACGAGCAGAAGCAAUUCAUCGAUUAGUCACAAGAUGCAGGAAUGAAGGUGGUGUCCUGAUGGUUCAGCCGGAACAUUUGCUGUCCUUGCAGCUGAUGGAGCUAGAAUGCCACCUCAGCAGUAACAAAGAAGCUGCAGAACGAUUGACUUCAAUCCGAGAACUAUUCGACCAUGGGUCUCGAGAUAUAGUUGAUGAAAGCGACGAGAACUUCAGUGCCAAAUUUGAGCUUAUAUACACGCUGGGGCACCAGUGCUCAAUCGAAGAUAGCCCCAGCAGAUGGGUAGUCAUUCAAGAAGUGCUGGGGCUGGUUGCCCAAAUCGCUGGUGAAGCCAAAUCUGAGUUUUCGAAAUCACUCGAGUUUGAUGAUCGCAACAAUGGGCGAUAUCCCAUAGUACGCUUUCUACAAGCUGAUGCUGGCGAAGUAGUUCUCGAUCGUAUUGCCAACAGGAUUUGCAAGACCGGGAUGUGUGGAUUCCCGAUCUCAAACCAGCCUGAGAAAAUUCGGAGCGCUGUUUACCGCUACAUCACUCGAUGGAAGCUCAAGAAAGUAGACACUAAGCUGGUCGAGACCAGCUUGUUCUUUGACGGAGCAGCAAUCGGCCGCAUUCUACUUCUACGGGGUCUAUUUUCAGGUGGUAUCCUCGCUUUUGCUUUGGGCCAGAAGAGAUGGAGAGUAAACUAUGGAAUCGAUCCGCACCGUGAGACUGGGACCAAGUUGGCUGUUCCUUUUCGCGCUAAGGAUAGCCCAACGCCACGAUCAGAGUUCAGCCAUCCUGACGUCGUGAUUACCCUUACUUGCCUGAGUUACUACUACGGUGGCCUGGAUGAAGAAGCUCUAUUCUCUGCCUUUUCAAUUCUUACCAAAUCUGAUAAUGCCAGGGUGGAAUACCAUGAGUGGACCAGAACCGCUCCGAGCCUGCCAUCAUCGUUCAGAACCUUAGAAGGGGUCAAUUUGCGAGAUCGGGCCCAGUUCAAAAAAGAGAUAUAUCCCCACCUUUGCUUCUCUAAGUCGGCGAUCGAUUACUACCUGAGCCACCUGGUCUUCAGUAAGGAGGCGAAGGAGUUUCCGCAUAAAUUGUCGGCGUCAGGCUGGGAUCUAGCCAAGAUUAAAGACAAUCCUACCACUGGGUUUAGCGGGACCAAUGAUUCAAGAUAUGUUCUCCCUACGGAUAUCAUCCAACUAGACCUUCCGGAGCAGAAACACACCAAUGCGCUCGUCCUUAGCCAUCUCUUACAAUCACAAAAUGGGGUCGCUUUAGUGCCGCAGGAAGCCAAAGGUACCCCAUUCAACAGCCGGAUGCUUCUAGAUAUGAUAUCGGGAAUGAACACGCAGACACGUGUGAUCUUGGAUGUUGGCGCUCAGGUAAUUGACCUCACUAACCUAGAGUUUGCAAAACAGUGGCUGGCUCGUUAUCAGGAUGAUGACAACACCCAAGCAGUCGUCUGUUUCAAUGAAGAUGACGAGAUUAUUGUGCUCGAUCGUUCAGGCAAAGUUGAAGAACUUGAAACGUCACCAUUUGCUGAACAUAUGGAUCGAUGCCUUGUCUUUCUAGAUGAGUCGCAUACCAGAGGGACAGAUCUCAAGCUCCCCCCAAACUACCGCGCAGUAGUCACAUUGGGUGCCGGUUUAACAAAGGAUCGACUGGUUCAGGCUUGUAUGCGAAUGCGGAAACUCGGGAAAGGACAAAGCGUAGAGUUUUGCGUGCCGUGGGAGAUUGAGCAGAAGAUCAUCCGCUUAAAGCUUCAAGAAAAAGCUGCCAGACGUGGGAUCGCCAUAUCUGACGUUCUCAGUUGGGUCAUUACCGAAACGUGUCUCGAUCUGCGUAAAGCGAUUCCCCUAUGGCUCAAUCAGGGUGUUCGAUUCAGUAGACACCAAGUCUUCUGGUCAAAAAGAAAAGGCGAUGCUGUUUCCAGAUGGGCUGAGCAGUUUCUCGAGGAGGAAGCUCAGACCCUGGACCAACGCUAUCGUCCAAGAGCCAGCCGCAUUACCUUGGAUUCACUUUUGGACAAAGCUGGCGCCCUCAUGACUAACGAGCUCCGAGCCCGCUGCGAUGAGUUUGGAUUGACUGAACUUCAUACAGCAUCAUUACAAGAAGAGCAAGAGCGAGAGCUUUCCCCCGAAACAGAGCAAGAACGACAAGUUGAGAAACCACCUGCGGCAGAGCCAGAAACUCAUUUUGUUAGUCAAUCUCUGAAAGAUUGGAUACUGAAGGGUUCUUCCUCAAUCGAUAUCACUUUGUUCCAGGCUGAGCAUAAGCCAGCCUUCCAGACGCUGAACAACACAUCGGCAGCUCAAUAUUUCAACGUUCAAGCUUUUCCGAGUACUGUGCGUGCCACAUUGGAUUUUGCCAAGACAGUCAAAGGGACUUUCGGGGCCAGGAACUACUCAGACUGCUUUCAACGCCCCGUCCAAUGGAUCAUGACCAAUAAGUGUCAAGCCGAAUCAGUUUGCCUUGUGAUUAUAAGCCCAUUUGAGGCUCAAGAGCUACUACCACUGAUCGAAAGGUCUCAGCAUGUGACUCUCCACCUCUAUGCUCCCAGGGUAAACCUUGCCUUCCAGUCGCUCGAUCAUUUACAACUCUAUCGGUUAUCGGGAAAGCCCACGUUGGAUGCUACCCCAAGGAGUGUUGUCACGUUCCUGAACCUUUUUUCAGGACAACUCUACCUAUCGUCUUUUCAGGACUAUACCGAUGUUUGCGAUCUGCUUGGGCUGGCUUGGGAUGCUGCGGAUGAGUCUGUUAUCCUCGGUCCAGAUGGUUUUAUUCCUCCAGGCGUCAGAGGAAGUGUUGUCAAUAAGUCAGUAUUUUCGCAGAGCCCUGUUCAAUUCUUGCGACUACUUAUGGAAAAGAUCCGGCAGGAUUGUGGAUCAAUUGAGAAGACAGAUAUCGGUAAGAUCUUUGAAGGUAUGCGUCUGCUGGAGGAUGACUUCAAAGGAAGGAGUUAG
Fusarium redolens is the source of this 9318-nucleotide messenger RNA. RefSeq lists its product as uncharacterized. NCBI's taxonomy places the organism in Eukaryota, Fungi, Ascomycota, Sordariomycetes, Hypocreales, Nectriaceae. The transcript has 3 exons. The record is from RefSeq and is a predicted model, not a curated record. Bases 1 to 9318 code for a protein of 3105 amino acids.